Messenger RNA from Salmo salar (Atlantic salmon), 3839 nucleotides. Its product is annotated as gap junction beta-1 protein. Gene Ontology annotation, biological process: cell-cell signaling. The record is from RefSeq and is a predicted model, not a curated record. Gene Ontology annotation, molecular function: gap junction channel activity. Lineage: Eukaryota; Metazoa; Chordata; Actinopteri; Salmoniformes; Salmonidae. Gene Ontology annotation, cellular component: connexin complex.
GGUGGGUAUACAAGGAAAGGUUAGAAUGUCUUUGAAAAUACCACACACACUGACGCACACACACACACAAAAAAUUAUGAACAAACAAGCAUUUAUUUCUCUACUGUUAUCUGUAAGACUUACUCCCUCUGCAUGUGGUUAGACUUUCUUUGUUUGGGUUUUGUACUUUUUACUCCGUAUUGUGUCAAAACCGGCCUUCACUUCCCUUGCAGUACAGUGCACAAUAGAUAGGGCAGGCUUCUUUGUGUCCACACAGAUUCUUUCCUUUGCUGAGGGUAGGCGGAAACUGAGGCGCUUGAUCUGAAUUCUAAAGGGGCUUGUUGGAUCUAAUAAAAGCAGCUAUUGUAUGUAAAUUAUUCACACAAGAGCAUAUGACUCCGACUGUGCAGGGCAGUGGCUAGUGUGAGAGAAAUCAUUAGCAAUGCAAACUCAUGGUGUUCUGGUUCACAGAUUCACUAAUGGGAAGAAAUCCAUCUGUACUGAUGGUAACUCAAUUGUUUCUGGGCGUGUUUGUGCACUACUUCUACUGAAGACCUGGAAUCGAAAAUGAACUGGGCGUCCUUUUAUGCCGUCAUCAGCGGUGUAAACAGACACUCCACGGGCAUCGGUCGCAUCUGGCUCUCUGUCCUUUUCAUCUUCCGUAUCCUGGUCCUGGUGGUUGCAGCAGAGAGUGUGUGGGGUGACGAGAAGUCCGGCUUCACCUGUAAUACCCAGCAGCCCGGCUGCAACAGCGUCUGUUAUGACCACUUCUUCCCCAUCUCACAUAUCCGUCUGUGGGCCCUGCAGCUCAUUCUGGUGUCCACCCCAGCCCUGCUGGUGGCCAUGCAUGUGGCCCACCGCCGACACAUCGACAAAAAACUCUACAAGCUGUCUGGCCGGGCCAACCCCAAGGACCUGGAGCAGAUCAAGACCCAGAAGAUGAAGAUCGCAGGUGCCCUUUGGUGGACAUACAUCAUCAGCCUCUUCUUCCGCAUCAUCUUUGAGGUGACCUUCAUGUAUCUCUUCUACAUUAUCUACCCUGGCUAUAAGAUGAUCCGGCUGGUCAAGUGUGACUCGUACCCCUGCCCCAACACAGUGGACUGCUUUGUGUCCAGGCCCACAGAGAAGACCGUCUUCACUGUGUUCAUGCUGGCUGUGUCAGGGAUCUGCAUCCUGCUCAACAUCGCAGAGGUGGUCUUCCUAGUGGGAAAGGCCUGUAGUAGGCACUUAAGCAAUGCUGGAGACUCAACCAUGGGAGCAUGGAUCACCCAAAAGCUCUGCUCCUACUAGAACAAGCUAAAUGGACCAACACUGUGUAACUGUAAUUGGGCACAUAUGUUCAAAGCUCAAAGUAAUGGCCUUAACAACAUUAAUUAAUAAGGUGUUCACACUUUUUCUAUACUUGUUGAAAUGACGCUUCAAAUAGAUAUGACUCAAAGGACAAUUUCAGUUUGGAUAUAGAACAAGCUCCAGAAGAGGAGACUGAAGAAAAGUAUGGUAAACUGAUUUAUUAACAGUCCCUUACCUUGUAACGUCUCAAAUUUAGCUGAAUUCAAUAUGCAGUCACCUUCGAUAUGCUCUGCAAGAUUCAAGCAACUAAACCGACUCAUCAUCCAUUCUGUAUUAUGAUUCAUAAAUCGUUUUCAAUUCCUGAUAGACAUUUUAAUCACUGAUAAUGUGGUAUCAUUAGGACAAAGAAUUGGUACCCCUGGUUUAUUAUAAAUAGUAACCCAAGAAAACUGUCCAAGUGAUGAAUUUAACCAACAUUUGGUGGUUGUGGUGGAGUAUUACUAAUAACUAUGAGGCUAUUCCAAAGCACUACUAAUAACUACCUCACUUUCAUAGUGAAAUAUCAAGUGCUUCAAGACAUCCACAUAGUGUUUUGAAUGCUAUGAAUGAGACUGAUUAUGCAAGUGUAUAGAGUAAAAUAGAAUAGUGAAUGAGAAAAUGUGCUUAGUUGAAGUUACAAUGAAAGAACCAAAUGAUUAAUUUUCAUGUCUAUCUCAUUAUUUUUCUUACUAAAUACUGCAUUGCUGCUUUAAAACUAUUGUGUGUGUGAGAGAAAGGAUAAUAUAUGAUUAGAAUUUGUGGUACUGUAAAGUUUUUACUUCACAUGUAAUGGAGUACAUGUACAUUUAAUCCGUACAUGUAAGGGAUUACAAAAACGGUACCUGUAAUCCGUUACAUUACCAGCAAAAGUAUUGUAAUCAGAUUACAGAUACUUUUGAAAAACUAGAUGAUUAAAUUAAAUUCAGAAAGGAGAUUUGACGAAAAAAAAUCUUUGACACUUCUCUGUUUUCUCAAUGACAUUCAAAUCAGCAUUGAAAAAAGGCGCAAAUGUAAAUUUGUUCCACCUGAGCGAGUCUGGCUUGAAGUCAGAUACCGCUAUGAUGACAAACCAAAUGGGUUUGAUGGAUCGCUGGAAAAGAGCAGGAAUAGGCUUUUGUAGGCUACAGUCCAAGCUAUGUCUUCCAAUGGUGCAACUGCUGUCGGCAUCCAAAGAUUAUCUAACUUGAAUAAACACUUGGAGGUAAGGAUGACAGCAAUGGUGUAGUCUACUGCGAUACGGAUAUCACAAAUUAUUGUUAUCUGCAUAGCGCAUUGAUGUGAAUCACACCGCUGCUCUCUUAUUUAGCUAUUUUUGUUUUACGGAUUGUGGUUGUUGUGGAUGGCUGUUCGCAAAUCUAAAUGUGUAUCUGAACCCAAUAAUGGUUGAAUUCAAGAAGUUUAAGCUGCCUAUCAAUCAUUGUUUUUGAAACCAGUGGACAGCCAGUGAAAAAUGCGCUCUUGCAACAGCUGCACAGUGCGGAUCCCAGCCUAUGGAAUAAAAAUUGGGCUUUAUUUUUUAACCUUUAAUUAACUGGGCAAGUUCAAUGACUGUCUACGAACAGUGGGUUAACUGCCUUAGCUUCCCAGAUGGGUUUCCCUGUGGCUCAGUUGGUAGAGCAUGGUGUGCGCAACGCCAGGGUUGUGAGUUCGAUUCCCACGGGGGGCCAGUACAAAAAAAAAAAGCAUGAAAUGUAUGUAUUCGCCACUGUAAGUCGCUCUGGGCGUCUGCUUAAUGACUAAAAUGUAAAUGUUAUUCAGGGCCAGAACGACAGAUUUUUACCUUCUCAUCUCGAGAAUUCGAUCUUGCAACCUUUCGGUUACUAGUCCAGCGCUCUAACCACUAGGCUUUGCUGCCGCCGGCCGCUUUGGUCAAAGAAAUUCAUGCUUAUAAAAAUGUUUUAUCCAUAGACCUAAUGGGCACAUGUUCAAACUCACAAACUUUUGAUUGACUUAAAUGGCCAGUCUGUACUUGGAUUUAUAAAUUAUAUAUAUCCAUUGAUUCUUGAAGAAUAUAACUUAUAAAGGCCUCAUGAGUUUAGUUCAACUGUCACACUCCAUGUGAACCAAAAAUAUAACCUUGUUUUUCUCCAAUGUUUGUAAACAUUGUAAAUGUAAACAAAUACUUUAUAGCCUCAUAACAUGGUUAAAACAAUAAUUUGAUAUCAUGGAUGGUCAGUCCUUGCAUCCAUAGCUGUCUAUUAAUCUGAGCAUGGUUACAUUUCUCCAGGUCCAUCCCUCAUCUUUUUGCCAUAACUGAGGCGGGAUGACCAUUUGGUUAUUGUUUCAUCUGUGGAUUUGCACUUUGAACAGCUGCAUAUUAUCAAUAUAUCAAAGUGUCACCAACAAAAAAUGUAACAAUAGGCCAAUAGCAAAUGCAGCAUUUGGCAUUCAUUUUUCACAUGUAAAUAGCACUUUUCAGUAGUGCUCAAAGCAUGCCAUUCCAUGAGCGCAGCAUUUAUUUUUCACCUCGAAUCAAUGAGCCCAAUCAGUCCUCCAUGACAACAAAGUCAUAAACAACAGAGUAGGGCUGG